This is a messenger RNA of Galendromus occidentalis (western predatory mite), 1201 nucleotides long. RefSeq names its product nudC domain-containing protein 3. The coding region runs from base 100 to 1017 and encodes 305 amino acids. NCBI's taxonomy places the organism in Eukaryota, Metazoa, Arthropoda, Arachnida, Mesostigmata, Phytoseiidae. The transcript is spliced from 7 exons. Gene Ontology annotation, cellular component: cytoplasm. The record is from RefSeq and is a predicted model, not a curated record. Gene Ontology annotation, biological process: protein folding.
GUCGACUAUCCGCUCAUUCGAAUCGGAGAGCAUAGAUUCUCAAGUUCCUGUCUGAUAGCAUUUCUGGCUGGGAGGAAUCCCGACCAAGGAAUCCCCGCCAUGGGAGAUACGAGGUUCGAUGGAGACUUCUUGAACGUUCUCAGUGAUUGCGGGAGGGCGGAGGUCUUUCUCGACAAAGUAUUCGGAUUUCUCUACCGGCGGACCGACUUUUACAAAAUUCAAGACUCUGAACGCGGUUUCAAAGAGGGAUAUCCACACGGAUACGCUUCCAAAGUGGCCUACAACGCUUUCUGCAAAUACAAUAAGAUUGCGAGAGAUGAAGAUGAGAAGAAAUUCAACGAGCUCAGGGCUGCUGCCGAAGGAAGUGGCGCGCCGGAUAUAGCCAACGUGGAGGAGGUGUACUCCAUGGAUGGAGAAGAAGUCUCCAUCAAGAGGGAAGGCGAUGAAGUAAUUGUCAAUGUCCCGGGAACGUCUUCCGCUGAAGAUGCCAGGCCCCUCUCGGAAUUCGGUCAGAGAAUUCCCCCGGAAGGAGUCGAUGCCACCAAACAGAGUAAAAAGACUAAAAGCAAUGAUGCAUAUAAUGGAGCGGAGUGUGACGGAUACUGUUGGUCCCAAACACAAGAUGACGUCGACGUGAAGGUUCACAUUACGAAAGACCACAAGAAGUUCAACGUGGAGUACUCAUCAGGAAAUCUCAAAGCUACCGCCCUCCACAAUGGUGCAAGAGUGACGCUAAUGGACGGGAAGCUCAGCUACCCCAUCAAAGAAUCGGAGUUGGUGUGGACCGUAGCGUCUGGGGAAUACAUACAUAUCGCUCUGGAGAAGAGUUCGGAAAAAUGGUGGGAUCGUCUGCUGGACAACGAAGAAAAGAUCAACUUGGGCGAGCUGGAGAUAGAGAAACGCUUUGAUGAGCUCGAUGAUGAAGCUAGGAUGAAAAUUCUUCAAAUGCAGCAAGAAACCAUGGAUAAGGCGUUGGGAAGACCUGACCCCAAAAAAAAGCCUACGAAGACUUACUGAAAAAGGCGUGGAACAAGGACGAUUCGCCUUUCAAAGAUCGACCUUUCGACCCCUCGAUGGUUGACCUUCAGAUUCAAGACUGAUAGAGGAUCGGGCUAUCUCUCCUACGGUGUGGUGGUCCGAAGUCGCGAGCGAGGAAAUCCGUUGACGGCCAGUAAAUGGUUGUUUGCUCUGAAGCUUGGCA